Perca fluviatilis (European perch) is the source of this 2526-nucleotide messenger RNA. It is a transcript of the gene hgfac, whose product is annotated as hepatocyte growth factor activator. Bases 569 to 2389 code for a protein of 606 amino acids. Gene Ontology annotation, biological process: zymogen activation; blood coagulation. NCBI's taxonomy places the organism in Eukaryota, Metazoa, Chordata, Actinopteri, Perciformes, Percidae. Gene Ontology annotation, molecular function: serine-type endopeptidase activity. Gene Ontology annotation, cellular component: extracellular region. The record is from RefSeq and is a predicted model, not a curated record. The transcript is spliced from 14 exons.
UUUUGGCUUUAGUUAAUCUGGCCUGUAACGGAAGUUUCAGUUUGGCCAUUGGCCAAUCACAGGUAAUUUCAGAGAGACAUCUUUAUUAACUAUAAAUCAGAACAACCAGACAUCACAGCUGAAACAGUUAUAAAAGUUUAUAUGCGACCCAGGCAAAAAGUAACUUCACACUGGACGGUUCCAGAGGCUGGAAAGGAGGGGAUUUUGCAGCACCAUCUCCCGGCCCAGCAGCCGCCUCUGCCUCUGGAAAGUUUUGGUCUGUCCUCUCUCCGUGGAUAACUUGCAAUGAUAAACCGUGGGCGUCUGCAGAGAAGGUGUACAGGGAACACCAGCCGGGGUAGGCUAUAGGAUGCCUCAGAGAUAGACAAGCCUAAUGACGCAACGGGUUUACUCAAUACAGCUUAAAAAAUUGUGUGGGACAGGAUAAUACAUGCAGGGUUUCCCACGUUUCCUAUGACCAAAAGCAGGCUGAGGACUCGGAAACUGACAGAUACAUAACGUGACACAGGCACACAGACCCUCUUCCGACUUCUGGAAACAAGCUUCUCCGGACACCAGAGACCAACAGAUGCAAACGUUCAUGAUGGCAUACCUUAUAUUACUUUUUUUACCUUUUGUUUUCAGUACACGGGCGCGCAUAUUAGGAGCUGGAUAUGAAACGGUCAUCUCCAAUGAGCCAUACAAGGAGAGCCGGAAAGUUCUUACUACAAUGGGAGAAGAAUGCACGUUCCCAUUUCGUCAGGGUGGAAGGAUUCAUCAUCACUGCCUCACCAUCCUAUCCUCAAAACCAUGGUGCUCCCUCACACAUAAUUUUGAUCGGGACCGGCGGUGGGGCUUCUGUGCACCAGAGAAAACUCAGCCAAAUGUUUUUGUCCAAACAUCACGUAGAAUCCCAGAUCCAUGUCGGCCGAAUCCAUGUCAGCAUGGAGGCGUCUGCACGCUGAUCCCACAAAGACACUCGUUUGAGUGCUCCUGUCCUGAGAGCUUCACUGGGAGACUCUGUGAGCAGAAGAAGUGCUAUGAAACCGUACACCUGCGCCAUUAUGACAUCGGAGAGUCUUGGGGACGAAUUCACCUCCGUAAUGUGGAACAGUGCACAUGUGUGGCAGGGGAAAUCCUGUGUGAAAGAGUUCAAUACACAACGUGCCGUUCAAACCCUUGUCAGAAUGAUGGAACGUGUCGACUGAUCACAUCCACCGACAAGGAAGUGUGUAACUGCAGACAUGGCUACAGCGGCCCAUACUGUAGCUUAGAGCCAGAGACAGAGUGCUACAACAGCAGGGGCACAGAUUACAGAGGGCUGGUGGGCACCACGGUGUCUGGCGCCCGGUGUUUGGCGUGGAACUCAGACCUGCUGUAUGACGAGCUCCAUGUGGGCACGGUGGUUGCCUCGUCCCUCAGGGGCCUCGGGGAACAUGCCUACUGCAGAAACCCAGAUGAAGACAAGAUGCCGUGGUGCUACACACUAAAUGACGCCACCAUCUCCUGGGAGUACUGUGACGUCCCCUCCUGUGUUAUGGCUGUGUCUUCUUCACGAAGGAUUGUCCCAUUUAAUGCCCUGCCCAGCAUUAAAAAAGCUCAGCCCUCUAUGCCUCCCAAAAAGCCUGUGUGUGGAAAAAAGAACAAGAAAAGGUUACCGAUAUCCAGGGCGCGGAUAUUGGGCGGAAUCUCAGCUCUGCCAGGUAAUCACCCCUGGAUGGCAGCCAUUUACAUCGGACAGUCAGACUUCUGCGCCGGCACCAUGGUCUCCUCUUGCUGGAUUGUCUCUGCGGCUCACUGCUUCUUCCGCAACCCCCUGAAGUCUCAGCUUCGAGUGGUGCUCGGUCAGCAGAAAUUCAACGUCACGGAUCACAACACCAGGACAUUCGGAGUGGAGAAGUACAUCUUUCCUAAACAGUUCUCAGUGUUUAAUCCAACACUACAUGACAUUGUUCUGAUCAAACUGGCGAAGCAGGACGGGAAGUGUGUGAAGAGAACCCCGUUCAUCAGACCCAUCUGUCUCCCAGACAAAAGCAUGACGUUCCCUGAUGGGUACUGCUGUACUAUUAGCGGCUGGGGACACAUGUAUGAGAAGGCACAGGGUUACUCUAGUCUGCAGGAGGCUGGAGUGAGGCUGAUUCCUCACGACACAUGUAGGAAGCCAAAUGUUUAUGGCAACCAUGUCACUGCUGACAUGGUUUGUGCGGGGCUCAACGGCUGUGUCGACGCCUGCCAGGGUGACUCCGGGGGCCCUCUGGCUUGUUCGAGGAAUGAUGUCAGCUUCCUGUAUGGGAUCAUCAGCUGGGGAGAGGGCUGCGGCCGCUCUCAAAAACCUGGCGUUUACACUAAAGUAGGGAACUAUAUCGAUUGGAUCAAUUCAGUGAUCGGACACAAACCCAAGGCUUCAUAAAUGGACAUUACCUGGACAUUAGUUUUUAAUAUAUGAAAUAUUGUACUAUAUUGUAUUUUUUUUUAUGUGUAAUGCUUGUGGAAGUUUAUAGGUUAUAUAUUUUUUAACUGUGAAACAUGUGACUGAAUAAACCUUUA